UUGUUGAAGUAAAAUGUUCGUCUCGAUUUACCUAGCCGCGGGUGUCUGUAUCAGUUUCUACAUAUGGAUGAAGUGGCGUUUCUCCUAUCUGAAGCGUCGUGGCAUUGCCCACGAACCUCCCCUGCCCAUAGUGGGCAACAUGUGGGGCUGGAGAGUGACCCAACAUACCUCACAGAUAAUGCAAAGGCUAUAUCUGAAGUACAAACACUUGGGACCUUAUGUGGGGGCAUACUUCCUCAUGACACCCAUUUACAUCAUAACGGAUAUGGAGCUAUUGAAACGCAUACUCAUUAAAGACUUUACGAAUUUCGACAGUCGCGGACUAUUCUACAAUGAGCAGGAUGAUCCAUUGUCCGCCCACCUCUUCGCUGUUGAUGGUCCCAAGUGGCACAGCCUGAGACCACGAAUGACUCCCAUUUUCAGUGGAGCCAAAAUGAAACUUAUGUUUCCAGCAGUCACCCGAACGGCUCAGGAACUAGUCAAAGUGCUAAAGGAGCGCUGCAGCGGAGCAGCUGCUUCCUUAGAGGUUACCAAGCUGCUGGCCUGCUAUACAUCGGAUACGAUAGGAACUGCGAUAUUUGGACUAGAGUGCAACGGGCUGCGGGAUCCGAAGGCACCCUUUGUGCAAAUGGGUCUCAAUGCUAUGCUGAAGAAGCGUUAUGAUUACAUCUUUUGCUUGUUCUUCCCCAAGCUCAGUCUAAAGCUUCAUCUCAAGCGCACGCCUGCUGAUGUGGAGGCCUUUUACAUGGGCCUCGUGAAGGACACUAUCAAGUACAGGGAAGAACACAACAUUAAGUGCAAUGAUUUCGUGGGAAUUAUGCUGGAAAUGAAACAAAAGUACGAGGCGGGAAACACGGAGGAGGGAUUGACUCUCAAUGAGAUUGCCGCGCAGAUGUACGUGUUUCUUGUGGCUGGAUUUGAGACAACAGCCACAGCUUUAAGCUUGGCUCUGUAUGAGCUAGCACGCGACGAGCAUAUACAAAGCCAGCUGCGUGGGGAGAUUGAGGAGGCAAUUGCUCAGCAUGGCGAACACGGUGAGCUCACCUACGAAGCAUUGCAGAAAAUGAAGUAUCUUGAACAGGUCAUUUCUGAGACCCUUCGCAUGUAUCCCGUUGCCACGGAGCAUUUACGCCGCACCAAUGCUCGCUAUGAAGUGCCUGGUCAUCCGCAUCAUUAUCUGCCAGCUGGGGCACAGCUCAUCAUUCCCGUCUAUUCCAUACAUCACGAUCCCGAGUACUAUCCGGAGCCAGAGAAGUUUCAGCCAGAACGUUUCAGUGACGAGGCCAUCCAACAGCGUCCCAGCUGUGCCUUUAUUCCAUUUGGUCAAGGACCUCGCAUUUGUAUUGGGAUGCGAUUUGGCCGCAUCAAAGUCGCUGUGGGUCUCAUCGCAUUGUUGCGUAAUUUUCGUUUCAGUUUCGCUGACGAAACGCCACAGCGAAUGCAAUUCGAGAAUCAUUCAUUUCUACUGCACACAAAGGGCGGGUUCAAACUGCGGGUGGAAGAACUGCAAUAAAAUAUCUAUUACAAAUUGUAAAAAAUGUCUAGACAAAGAGAACAUUUGCUGCAGUGAGAAAAGUGCAAUUGAGUUGAAAUACUUUGACUUUCAAUGCCCAUUCAUAAUACUAUUUAUUAAAAGGGUGUAUUUAUCAAUUUAUGCUAUAGCUCUAAUGUUCUUCAAGCACACAGCCAUAAAAAGAAUACAAACAACAAUGUCAAACCAGUUGACAAUGUAGUAGAAAAACUCAACUGGUUAGACGACGCUAUGUAUCAAUUAUCGCUCUCCAUAUAUGC
Drosophila nasuta is the source of this 1791-nucleotide messenger RNA. Its product is annotated as putative cytochrome P450 6a23. The record is from RefSeq and is a predicted model, not a curated record. Lineage: Eukaryota; Metazoa; Arthropoda; Insecta; Diptera; Drosophilidae. Gene Ontology annotation, molecular function: monooxygenase activity; oxidoreductase activity, acting on paired donors, with incorporation or reduction of molecular oxygen; iron ion binding. The coding region runs from base 14 to 1513 and encodes 499 amino acids. The transcript has 2 exons.